This is a messenger RNA of Fusarium odoratissimum NRRL 54006, 1863 nucleotides long. RefSeq lists its product as uncharacterized. Gene Ontology annotation, biological process: regulation of DNA-templated transcription; DNA-templated transcription. Lineage: Eukaryota; Fungi; Ascomycota; Sordariomycetes; Hypocreales; Nectriaceae. Gene Ontology annotation, molecular function: transcription cis-regulatory region binding; DNA-binding transcription factor activity, RNA polymerase II-specific; zinc ion binding. Gene Ontology annotation, cellular component: nucleus. The transcript has 5 exons. Bases 1 to 1848 code for a protein of 615 amino acids. The record is from RefSeq and is a predicted model, not a curated record.
AUGUCAAGUCCAUCUCUUCCGAGUGCUAAUGCGUGUAUACAAUGUCGAAGAGUCAAGAUGAAAUGUCGUCCUAUGGGACAAGAUACGUCUAAAUGUGAACGUUGUACCCGCAAAGCCCUUGAUUGUAUUUUCAGGGAGCAUCGUCGCGGCCGCAAGCCAGGCACAAAACUCACGAAAACGAAGAAAGCCCCUACCAUCUCACCACAGUCGAUUCCAAGUCUGGAGAGUCCAGCGGCAGCAGGGGCCCAUACCUCCGAAACUGAAGAUGAUACGAAUAAUCUACAGCCAUCAGGAUUACUGAACCACCAGGCGCUGGAGGGAAAGUUCUCUCUAGGCAAUAUUCUAAGUGCGGACCAGGAACCUGUGCAGCGACAGAGAAGCAGCAAUGAGCCACUUGAAGAUCCCAUUGAACUUGGGCUGGUCACUCCAUCUCUGGCAAAGUCUCUAUUCGAUAGCUUCAUAACCGUUUUAAAUCCAUACAUCAGCCAACUCGAUCCCUAUCUCCAUACCUUUACCUACGUCCGCUCCAAGUCUGCAUUUCUUCUGAGCUCCAUACUAGCCAUGUCAGCAAAGGCUUUCAAUCACGUCUUGUAUGCUAAGCUCUAUGAUCACUCACAAGACCUCUUCGCAAACGUCUUCCGCCGAGGGAGCAAAUCCAUCGAAAUCGUGCAAGCAAUUCUCAUCCUCACCUAUUGGAAGGAACCGCAGGACACAAGAGUCUGGACCUCUGUUGGAUACGCGAUCCGUAUAUGUAUGGACCUGGGAUGGCACAAACUUACGCCUUACUCCCCCACUGCUGUUGCGGAGUCUGAAAUGCAAAAACGAGAACGACGGAACGUUGAGAGAACGUGGUAUGUUUUGUUUGUCUACGAUCGAAGCAUUAGCUUGCAGACUGGCAGGCCCUGGAUGAUUGACUGCACUGAGUUUAUCGAAUCAAUAGAAGACUGGUGCAACGGCCCUCUGGCCAUUGACAAUGAUCAGCUUCUAGGCGCCUUUACUACGCUAAGAUUGGUCACCUCCGCUUCGUUUCCACUACUUGCUGCCAAGUCACGGCAGCGAUCUAUCUCGCUUAGUGAGACCGCGUCUCUUGUUGGCCUCUUAGAUGGCCGUAUUGAGCGAUGGGAAAGGAAGUGGACUGCAAACGUCACGGCACAGACUGAACAAUCCUGCCAUGAGUUUCUCAUCCGCUUCUACGGUGCACACCUUCGUCUUCAGCUUCAUACCCUACCACUCCAUGGUAUUCUCGUCUCCGACAAAUCGUAUAUCAACCAUCAUAUUGACACAGUCUGGGUGGCAUAUAGCAGUGCCCUCAACAUGCUGCAGCUAAUUUCACGCUUUUCAGAGCAUGUCUGCUUCGCUCAAGACUCCAUCCAUGUCAUGACAGCUUAUAGUGCUGCAUUUCUCGUCAAAAUCACUCUUGUAUUUUCCGAUUUCAUAUCUGGCCAGCUCGAAUCAACCUGCACAGAGGCUAUUCAGCAAGCUGCACAGGUCUUCUCCAAUCAAUCCGGAUGCAUAAGCUCUAGUUGCACCCUGCAAGCAUCGUUUCUAGAAAGAGUCGCUAUGAAACUUACAGAGAACCAAACGAGACACAAGACACCCCAGGAAGGUGGGCCUACAGGACUUGCAGGGCCUGUACCACAGACGAUAGACCAGCUUGACAUAAAUGGAGGGCCCAGUGCAGACUCAGAAGGCAGCUCAUCCUCCCAACGUCCCCCCGACCUAGCAACCCUAGAUAUAUCAUUUCUAGCUCAGGAAAACCUGGACUUCCCUUUCGAGUGUGAUAAUAUGUGGGCAGAAAUGUUUGGAAUGAACACUCAAGAUGUAUCAUUCUUCCCACAAACAGAUUAAUGAAUAUUAUACAUC